UAAAAAAAAAUGUUCAUUAGAACUUUGGUGCCGGUCUCGUUUGUGUCACACGUGUUUUGUCGACGUGCUACUUCAAUUGUAAAUAAAAAAUUUUUUAAUUUAAAAACUAAUCUAUUACAUCAAAAAGCAUUCAAUAAAAAAUAUUUAAAAAUGCAAAAAUACGCAGUUAUCGAAAAAGGUGUUCCAAAUUCAACUACUUACAGCAUCUAUUUCAGGGACGAAACAGGAAAUGCUAUCUCACCCCUUCAUGACAUUCCUUUAUUCGCUAAUGAUUCUAAGAACGUAUACAAUAUGGUUGUUGAAGUACCACGAUGGACAAAUGCAAAAAUGGAGAUUUCAUUAAAAACGCCUAUGAAUCCAAUUAAACAAGAUGUGAAAAAAGGUAAACUUCGCUUUGUUGCAAAUUGUUUCCCACAUCAUGGAUACAUAUGGAAUUAUGGGGCUUUUCCUCAAACAUGGGAAAAUCCUAAUUUCAUUGAACCAACUACUGGCUGUAAAGGUGACAACGAUCCAAUUGAUGUCCUUGAAAUUGGAUAUCGUGUUGCUAAACGAGGCGAGGUGAUGCAAGUUAAAGUACUUGGAUGUGUUGCUUUAAUAGAUGAAGGAGAAACAGAUUGGAAAAUUAUUGCAAUCAAUGUUAAUGAUCCUCUAGCUGAACAAUUAAAUGAUAUCGAAGAUGUUGAAAAAUUUUUACCUGGUUUAUUGAGGGCUACAGUGGAAUGGUUUAAGAUUUAUAAAGUACCUGAUGGUAAACCAGAAAAUCAAUUUGCCUUCAAUGGUGAUGCAAAAAAUGCUGAAUUCGCUGUAAAACAAGUUUUGGAAACUCAUAAAUUUUGGAAAGCUUUAAUUAGUAAAGAACUUGAAAGUGAUAUCAUUCAUUGCGCUAACAUAACACAAGAAACUUCUCCGUUUGUUAUAUCACAAGAUCAAGCUAAUAACUUAGUUGACUCUGCAGCCGAUGAUGGAACUCCAGAAGAAAUUAGUGACAUAGUUGAUAAGUGGCACUAUGUUUAUUUGAAGUAAAAUUGAAAAUCGUGCACUAAAUAUGUAGGUACCCACUUGCUGAGAUUGUUAUUCUAAAUGCACUGAGUUUUACGAUUCUUUAAAUAAAUAUUAUAUCAAUAACGAUAA
Messenger RNA from Condylostylus longicornis, 1131 nucleotides. It is a transcript of the gene Nurf-38, whose product is annotated as inorganic pyrophosphatase. The transcript has 7 exons. The record is from RefSeq and is a predicted model, not a curated record. Gene Ontology annotation, molecular function: magnesium ion binding; inorganic diphosphate phosphatase activity. Gene Ontology annotation, cellular component: cytoplasm. Bases 10 to 1023 code for a protein of 337 amino acids. Gene Ontology annotation, biological process: phosphate-containing compound metabolic process. Lineage: Eukaryota; Metazoa; Arthropoda; Insecta; Diptera; Dolichopodidae.